GUGGAGCUUAAGAGGUUGGGGAAGGGCGGUGCCUCGUUCACUUGCUCGUGGCGGCGGACGGCGAGGAUGGCGCUUCUGUGAGUCUCGGCUGCGUUCUUUAAAACACAUCUGGCAACGGAUCAGCGACUCUCAAGCACCCGAUUGUACAUUUUUAUUUCUCAAUUCCGCUUUCCUCCCCCUUAUUUCGGGCCCCGGGAUGAGUUACGGGCGGCCGCCGCCUGACGUAGAAGGCAUGACCUCGCUGAAGGUGGACAACUUGACUUACCGCACCUCCCCGGACACCCUGCGCCGCGUCUUCGAGAAAUACGGUCGCGUGGGGGACGUCUACAUCCCCCGAGAUCGCUACACCAAGGAGAGCCGCGGCUUCGCCUUCGUGCGUUUCCAUGACAAGCGCGACGCCGAGGACGCCAUGGAUGCCAUGGACGGGGCCGUUCUCGACGGGCGGGAACUCCGCGUGCAGAUGGCCCGCUACGGGAGACCCCCGGACUCCCACCACAGCCGGCGCGGGCCCCCUCCGCGGCGCUACGGAAGCGGGGGCUACGGACGUCGCAGCAGGAGCCCCAGAAGACGGCGCCGGAGCCGAUCCCGAAGUAGAAGCCGAUCCAGAUCCCGCAGCAGGUCACGCUACAGUCGCUCCAAGUCCAGAUCCCGCACACGAUCCCGGUCUCGUUCCACCUCCAAGUCCAGGUCUGCCAGGAGGUCGAAGUCCAAGUCCUCAUCGGUGUCGAGAUCUCGUUCGCGGUCGAGAUCCCGAUCGAGAUCAAGAAGUCCCCCUCCUGUCUCAAAGAGGGAAUCAAAGUCCAGAUCCCGUUCAAAGAGCCCCCCUAAGUCUCCAGAAGAGGAAGGAGCUGUGUCAUCCUAGGAAAAUGCUGCGGUCUCCUGUUUGCUUAAAGAAUAUUGGCCAGUAUUGCAGAUUUUAACUGAUUUGGCUGAUCCUCCAGGGACCAGUUUCUGUGGGCGUAUAUUGGAGCAGGUUUGUCUUUAAACGUUAAAGAUACACUAUCCUGUUAAUAAAGUCCUGUGGUUCCGAUGUUCAACAGCAACAAAUAGUAUGGAAGUCGAAAUGCAAGCGAUUAUGGAAGCCAGUAUCUUCUCUGGUACAAUUGUGGGCUUUUAAGGAUAUACUGGGUGGGAAAAUGGAUAGUGUGUCUUUAACCUCAAAUUGUUUGGUCCUGUUUUUUCAAAGGAAGGGGGCCUAGAAUUCUUAAAGAUUGCGCAGCUACUAAGAACUCUGGAAAGUAUUGAAUAAAAGCUAAUGCGUAAUCUAAUCUAUAUUGGGAUGGAUUCAAGUUAAGGGUGGUUUGAUCAUAGCCUGACAUGGUGGGAGGUGGGACGUCCACAAUUCCUAUAAAUUCUGGUGAAAAUAGACAGGGCCAGGACUGCUAGGUAUCUUAAAGCAGCCAUAAAGUAUUGAAGACAUGCAAGGUAUACCCUGGCUGAACUGUUCCCUUUUCAAAUCUAGAUGCAUCAAUGAAAAAUCUACAUAAAGGAUACCUUUGGAGGAGACAUGAUCGUAAGAGUCACCAGUCCAAUGGAGAGACCCUUGGCACAAGCAACCAGCCAUUGAAAAGGUUAUUUUGUAACUCUUUGUCUAACUUUUUUCUUUACUUUGAGCCUCAGAUGGCAGACUUUUACUUUUAUGUGCCAUUUUGUUGCUAUUAUUCAAAUUUCUUGUAAUUUAGUGAAGUGAGCGACUACAGAUUUCAUUAUUGGCUUGGAUAUUUGAGGUAAAACUUCAUUUUUGUUCAUAUAGUGCUGACUUGUUUGCAAACAAUUUGGUAAUUAACUUGCUGCCUCAAGUUUUUAAUAUUAAGCAACCAUGCAGCUAUAAUAUGCUGAUUAACUUAAUGCUGUCCACAUGUUCAAUUUCUGCCUUUUUUCUAAUUCUGAAAUUUAAAUUCAAAUGCUUUUUGCAAAUUCAGUUGAAAUAGUGUCUUCAAGUCAAACAUUAAACUUUACAGGUUUUUUUUUAAAGACUUGCUUCAUCAGACAAAAUUCUAAUCUCUUCUCUUAUGUAUUUUUGUGCACUAGGCGCAGUUGUGUAGCAGUUGAGUAAUGCUGGUUAGCUGUUAAGGUGGCGUGUUGCAGUGCAGAGUGCUUGGCUGUUUCCUGUUUUCUCCUGAUUGCUCCUGUAACGAUGCCUUGUCGUGCAGAAACAAAUGGCUGUCCAGUUAAUUAUAAUUGCCUGACAACUGCACUUCCAGUCACCCGGGCCUUGCAUAAAAAUAACGGAGCAUACAGUGAGCACAUCUAGCUGGUGAUAUACAUACCUUAUUUUUUCCAGAAUGGUAAAUUAGACCAUCUGCAUAUGUGAACUUGCAUAUAAAAAUGUAAUGCUAAAGCAUUUGAUCCAUUCCUCUGUAAGUACCAGUUUGGUGUAUCUUAAAACAUUCUGUACUAUAACCACUGUCUGUAGUUAAUAAAACAUUUUCCUGGUGUUGAGUUUUUGAA
Messenger RNA from Sphaerodactylus townsendi, 2451 nucleotides. RefSeq names its product serine and arginine rich splicing factor 2 (gene SRSF2). The coding region runs from base 197 to 862 and encodes 221 amino acids. The transcript is spliced from 3 exons. Gene Ontology annotation, molecular function: RNA binding. NCBI's taxonomy places the organism in Eukaryota, Metazoa, Chordata, Lepidosauria, Squamata, Sphaerodactylidae. The record is from RefSeq and is a predicted model, not a curated record.